Molecule: messenger RNA, 3750 nt
Organism: Paecilomyces variotii
Lineage: Eukaryota; Fungi; Ascomycota; Eurotiomycetes; Eurotiales; Thermoascaceae
Product: putative checkpoint protein kinase
Exons: 3
Coding region: 1-3750 (1249 amino acids)
Biological process (GO): mitotic spindle assembly checkpoint signaling; meiotic sister chromatid cohesion, centromeric; protein phosphorylation
Molecular function (GO): ATP binding; protein kinase activity
Source: RefSeq, a predicted model, not a curated record
AUGUCGGCCUCCGAGGAUCUCAUCAAUUUCGACAUAAUCGAGGCACAGAAAGAGAACGUUCAGUCAUUACCUGGUGGUCGAUCAGCUCGAGCGCUCGCACAGAUUUUCUCUUCCGGAAGUAGCAGCGAUAAACUUGCCUCGCCGUCGCCUAACGAAACAAAGACCCUCAACGAUGCCAUUCGGCAAGAAUAUGAAGCCGAGCUUCAAACGAUCGACGAGUCGGAUGAUCCAUUGGAUAUAUAUGAUCGAUAUGUGAAGUGGACGAUGAAUGCGUACCCUUCGACACAGGCUACAGCAGAGUCGGGGCUACUCCCUCUCCUGGAACGCGCCACCAAGUCGUUUCUGACAUCGUCACACUACAAAAACGACCCGCGUUACCUCCGGCUAUGGCUGCAUUACAUCAGACUCUUUUCUGACUCCCCUCGAGAAGUCUUUGCUUUCCUUGCACGACAUCAUAUAGGCGAGGGACUGGCGCUGUUUUAUGAGGAAUUCGCUGCCUGGUUGGAGGGCGCCGGAAGAUGGACCCAGGCUGAAGAGGUUUACAGACUCGGCAUCGAACGAGAAGCCAGGCCAACGGAACGUCUACUCCGUAAAUUCAAGGAGUUCCAGAUUCGAUUCGAGCGUCGAGGCACAGAUGGCCCAUCCUCGCCGGCUCUUCCUGCUGUCCGUCCAGCGCUGGCCGCUAAGAUUGACCCCUUCUCUUCCGCAUCAGCUCCCAGUCCUGCUCCGCAAGCACAGCGCUCUUCAUCGGGAGUUGGUAGUGCACCAAAAACCAAAUCAGGGAAACCUAAGAUGGCUAUAUUUUCGGAUGGGGAUUCGGCCCCAGCUGCUGCACCCGCUUUGGGCGGGCCGACAAAGGGAUGGGAGAGCAUCGGAUCGCUCCACGAACGUAAGAAGGAGAACACAGUGGAGGCAAAGCCCUGGGCGGGAGAGACUCUGAAAGCUGGCAAGAAAGCGGCUCCGGCUCAGAAGAUGACCAUUUUCAGGGAUCAGUCAAAAUCCAAUGCACGAGUACAAGAUUCAGUAAAGCCCGAAGAGAUUCCAGAGCAUCACGUAAGGGAGGCGGUCAAUCCCCGUACCGGAAGAAGAGAGCGCGUCUUUGUCAACCUUGCAGCAGUAUAUCCCGAUCGCAGAAAUCCUAGUUAUGAGAUCAGUUUUGAAGAACUUAGAGCGAUCAAACGCGGAUGGAUGGAUAAGGAUUGGAGACAAAAGAGGCCGCUGAAAGAGAUAUCAGGGAACGCCUCAUGCAGGGAGCCGGUGAUGGCAGAUGAUCCGGAGAACUGUCCAAAUGGUGCCCUUGCGGCAGACGUCAAUAAGCUGGCCAUCGAAGAGGAUGUUUCUCAUCCGGCUACAUCAUAUCUGGAGGGAAAGAGCGAUGUAAAAGUCGCAAAGACUAAAAAGAUCAAAGUUAAGGAGAUAAAGGGGGAGACACAAACCAUCAAAACCAAUCUGGAUUCGCCCACAGGUCGGAAGUUGAAGAAGAGGAAUGCUUCGGAGCCGACUAUGACAAUCCACACACGCGCUGCCACGGAUGAGAUAUACAGUAUCUUCAACCAGCCUUUGAAAGCCGAGACGGAAGAAAGGAAUGACAGUCUCUGUGGUAGUGACUAUGAAGAUGAUGACUAUACAAGCGCCGGAGAGAGCACCGCUACUGGCCUUGUUUCUGCAGCGUCUAGUGAAUUCGGUGAUGAUGAGACCGGCACACUGCAAAAGACACACAAUGAAGAGGAUGAGGGAGAAGAGGAAGAAGACUAUGAUUACACCCAGGCUGAAAGUGUCGCCGGCAGUGAAUGGACAGAAUUUUCGACAGGAAGACAUGUCCCCAGGCUGUCUAACACGCACGAACACGACGCCGAGAACACUUCCCCUCACGAUGCAGAGUACCUAUCCUCAGGUGAAGAUUCCACUGACGAGCUUCCCUCCUCACGAUCAAGAUUCGUGCCGCAGAUGCCCGAGGACUACGCUCCCCCUUGUGGUACAUAUCGUGAUCCUGCCAUCAUGGCCCAGAAUCGGCUUCCUUUCAUGACCCCUAUUGUGGAAAGAACUGAAUAUUCUCUUCCCUCCAUGACCGCAGCCAGAAACAACAUGUACGAUGCGAAGACCCCGUCGAAACCGAUGCAGAGCGGUAGCCACACUUCUCCCGGCAUGCCAGCUGUUGACAAUCUCCUGUUGUCCAGUCCAGUUCAAGCUCUGUCGACGCCACAGAGUCGAGGUCUUGCUUCUGUCCCUGAAGAUGAGUCCCCAAGCCCAGCUGCAAAGAGAUUCCGACCCAGUCCGCCGAAGAAAUCGAAGAAGACUGUACCAGUGGUCCCCAUCAUCAAAGACGCACAGUGCAAUCCUACCGAUCGCAACAUUCGUGCCACUAUUCUGAAGUCUAUCGAUGUACCUUUGACCAGCUUCGCUGGAUAUCACGACCACUCCGGAGAGGAAGGCAACCACGCUUCAGACAUCCAAAAGUACAUCAAAGUCCUUUCAAAGAAACACAAGAGCGGAGACAAGGCAAGCUUCACUGCACCAGUCCUCACCUUCUCUGGCGCCGAGAGAAGCUACAUUAUCAGGCGUGAGCUCGGAGCCGGGGCGUUUGCCCCGGUAUAUCUCGCUGAAAGCACUGAUGAUGCAGAUACCUCCUCCGAAAGUGAUAGCGAGAUCAUCAAAGAAAACAAGAAACGGGCCCUUUCGUCUCAUAGGGCCAGAAAGCCGAAGCCCUCGACCUGCCGCCACGGAUUUGAAGCUAUCAAGAUGGAGAUCGGAAAACCUAACGCGUGGGAAUUCUACAUGAUUCGAAUCGCACACGAGCGUCUGAGUGAGUCAGCGGAGUAUUCUCGCGCAGCCGACAGCAUCGUGCGUGCUCAUGAAUUGCACUUGUUCAAAGACGAAAGCUUCCUGGUGGAGGACUAUCGCGGACAAGGAACGCUGUUGGAUCUAGUCAACACGAUCCGCAACGAAACAGCCAUGGCGGCAGGGACCGCAGAAGCAGGAUUGGAUGAAGCGCUGGCAAUGUUUUUCUCCAUCGAGCUCUUCAGGGUGGUUGAAGGACUCCACGCCUGUGGUAUCUUGCACGGGGAUAUCAAGCCGGAUAACUGCCUGGUGCGGUUCGAUGAGAAGGCCGACCGCAGCUCGUCCACUACAGCGUCUCUUCUUGAUCUGGAAGAAGAUUUCUCGACGGACCCUCGCGAGAUCCACUAUUCUCCCAGUGGUCUGUAUAACUGGCGCAACAAAGGCCUGACCCUGAUCGACUUUGGGCGUGCGAUUGAUAUGCGGGCUUUCCAGCCUUCUGUCCAGUUCAUCGCGGAUUGGGAGACCGGUGGCCAUGAAUGCAACGAGAUCCGCGAGAUGCGGCCUUGGACGUAUCAAAUCGACUUGUACGGCGUGGCUGGCACUAUUCACGCAAUGCUGUUUGGCAAGUACAUCGAGUCAGUUGCAAACGAAGGUCGCAGGGGUUCCGGCGCGGGCAACAAAAAGUCAUAUCGUCUCCGGGAGCCCUUGAAACGUUACUGGGACCGCGAGCUAUGGAGCGAUGUCUUUGACCUUCUUCUCAACCCCGGAGCCGACCGUUGGGUCGAGAUGGAGCAGGACGGAACAGAGUCGUCUUCCCAAGGCACCAUGCGUCCAGUCCUCCGUUCCAUGAAGUACGUCCGUGAGAAGAUGGAGGCCUGGCUCCUAGCCAACGCGCACCAGAAAGAUCUCGCCCUUCAGAUCCGGAAGCUCGAGGCCGUCCUCAGCAAGAAGAAAGAGAAGCUUGAGAAAUGA